AUGGACACGAGCGCAAUGUCCCCGACCGAAGGAGAGCUGGACGGCUACGACGACACGGCGCCGUACAAAGAGCCAGCGAGUCUCUUGUCGUCGACGAGCACAAGUCCAGCAGAUCCAGAUCUCGGAGCUACUGGCCCAUUGAGUGCCGUGGACUCGCUGCCCAGUUGCACCAAGUUGAAGCGACUGAAGCGGAAGGAGCGACUGCGCACGCAGUCGGAAAGUGCCGCGUGGACGAGAGCGUCGCUACGGAUGCGGCCGUCUCCGGCUGUGGACGACGUCGACGCGGCGGCGACACCCGCAGCAGUAGCUACAGCAGAUGGUGCGCCCUGUCUCGCGACACCAGGAAGACCUGACGAGCCCCGUUACGACCACAUUGUGCGGACCAGUGAGAGCUGCUUGUCGCAUUUUGCGCUGGACAUGAUCGAUGGACUGGACGUGGCAACCGUGACAGGUGGAAAGGACGUGACGUACCGUCGACGCAGUCACGAUAGUGUCUCGAUGGCCACGACCGUCGUGCUAGCGAGUCGAGAAGGUGUGAUCAAUAUGUGGCGACAACAGGGACAGAUAUCGGAACGGGCGUCGGAGAUUCUAGAGGAUGCCAAGCUGUCGCUGCAUGGGAAGGAGAAGAAUCUGUACAAUGCGUCGUUGCGGCGGUUGUCCGAGGCUCAUGAUCCUCGACUGAACACACUUGGAAAAAGGAUGUCGUCUGUAACAGCUGUGGGCAGCAAGACGGCCCCCUUGGCUGCGACUAGUAACGUUUGUAGCGUCGAGCAGUGUGCGGAGGACGGAUCUGACGAGGCAAUUGACAAGACAGAAGUGCUGGACAUGGUGUCGACGCAUGGUGAUACGGAUUCGAUGCUGCCGAAUGGAGACAGGCCAACGUUGGAUCUCGAUGAAGAGAUGAGCGUGCACUCGCCGUUAGGAGUGGAUGAGCGGGAUUCUAGUUUUCGACCGCAAUCGAGAACAUUGUAUCAUGAAGCUGUGAAAUGGGAAGGCGUAUUGACGAGACGAAGUGAGUGGCUGAGGAGGUUGGAGCGACACUACUACGUACUCGAAGGCAAGUUCCUGCGAAGGUUUGCGUCGAAAGAGGCGUAUUUAUCGUCUAGAGACGAGCCACUUGUGCCUCACCAUAUCCAGCCACCAAGCGAUCCGGGUAAGCCUGCACCUGGCAGCCCUGCUGCUAGUACGAUUCGGCGUAACUCUAGCAGUCCAGCGUCCAGCGGUGUGAGUCAUCUGUACGUGCUAGCAGGGGUUAAGGACUCGUCUAGUCGUGCGAACGGAUUCACCUUCAUUACCGAAGACAAGAAGACUUUGCAGGUGACAGCCCCAACAGCCGUGGAGAAAAUAAUAUGGAUGCGACUUGGGCUUGAAGCUAUAGUAGCGCUUCCCACGCUUCCUGUCGCACCGCUUGAUAUGGAGGAAUUCUACGCGAUGUUGGUGGUACUCUACACGGCCCACAGUGGAAAUUGGCGAACGGAGGGCGACAUGGCUGUCACGCUUCCCCCGCCAUCAGAGCAGGUGUUUACGCGUUUCUUUCGUUUGUUGGAUAAGGAUGUUAUUUUCUGCUCGAACUAUCCGCCGUCAGUGCCAUUUCACGGAUCGUUCCGCGGCCACGCUGGCGUCGUGACUUUCAUGCAUGACUUUGCUCGGCAUACGCUUUGGACCAACUUCAAGAUUGGUGGCAUGUCGAUCGAUGGAUCGAUCGCUGUUGCGUCAGGCAAGGAGGAGCUCGAGAAUCGGCGUGAUGCGCGCAAGUUCGUCCAGAACUGGAUACACAAGUUCACAUUCUAUUCAGAUGGACGACUUGCGCGAUUUGAGAUCAACGGCGACGUCGUAGCAGCAAGUGCGGUCUUCAAAGUCCCUGGUGCAGCAACGACACUUAAACUUCCGCAAGAAUAUAACGAGGUGGACGCUGAGCACGGCCUUGACGGUGUAUUGCUUGUUCGAGUCAUGCAGGGCCAUGGACUCAAGGCAGGUAUUUCUGUGAAGAAGAUUGUCAAGGAACCGAGCAUUACGGUGCGGCUACAGUACCGCGAGCAGCCUGAGCCCAAGUCAAUGUCGAGUGCGUCCACAUCAAGUUCGUCUACGUCCGCUUUAGUGGGCUCGUCGACACUUAUCGGUGGAAUCACGAUGCCGAAUCUAUCGCGGAAGUUUAGUUUUAUGACCUCCGUAGCCAGUUCUGCCGCUUCGGCAGCGUCUUCUGCUGUUGGUGUUGGUCAUAUGACCACCUCUACGUUCAACAGUUCGACUCCGGUGGUAGAUUUACUAAGCACCGGUACUCCUCGCAACACUGGAGACGAAUCGUAUUUGCCGACUCACCCGGUAUGGAAUCUGGUGCUGGAGCUCCCGUUCAGUGAUGUCAUCGGCACAUGCUCGCUAGUGGUGGACGUAAAAGAUCACUCGAAGAACGGGGUCGAAUCGCAGCUCGGUUUCGCUACGCUAAACGUGGCCAAAUACCUGAUGGCUGCAGACAGCUCUGAGCGCACGAAAAAGCGAGAAGAGGCGGCUAUGGCAGCUGAUAGCAAAUGGUAUUCCAUUAGCAACGCGAAAGGUGAAUAUUGCGGUAAGGUCCAGCUUGGUAUUACCUGCCGACGCGUUAAGCUGGACGAGAGUGAUAGCGUACAGCCGCGACUAAACAAGAGCCAGAGCGUCGUGAUUGACCGGAAGAAUCCUCCGUCAUCGUACAUGUUGCAAUGGGAUGCCACUCCAGCAGCUCAUUCACUACCGUUGUUGGGUGCUGCGGCAACUCCGGCACUCAAAAAGGGUAUGACGCUGGACGAAAUACCUAGUGGGUGCGAACAUGCGCGCCGCCAUGGCUGGGCGAACGUGAAACUCUCUCCAGAGAACACUGCCCGUACGCAAUCGGCGGGUGCCAUUGUUAGCGGUGAGUACAGCAAGGACGAUGAAGAUGAUACAGUGAACAAGCACUUUUCUUCAGGGGAGGGAAAUGGUGUAGCGCUACCAACAGCAACAGACGCUGUUGUGUGUAAGGAGAAUGCUGGCAUGCAUACGUUCAUGGUGUGCGGGGCCCCUUUCACGAUUCCGCGUCAUUACCAGCUCAUUAAAGUAUGCGGCCGUGGUGCCUAUGGCAUUGUGAUUGCCGCCACGAAUUUGCGAACGGGUGGUAACGUUGCGAUUAAAAAGGUCAUCGACUGUAUAUGGCACCCACAUCAACUCAAGCAGAUUUUGCGCGAGUGCCGAUUGAUUCGACACAUGGCUCAUGAGAAUAUCUUGAGUUUGCUGGACUUGAUUCCACCGCCAUCGUAUACCGAUUUCCGUGACGUUUACAUGACGGUGGAUUUGAUGGAAAUGGAUCUGCACCGCAUUAUUUACUCGAAGGAGGUAUUACGUGAUGAUCAUAUCCGUUACUUCUUGUACCAAAUGCUCAGCGGCUUGCAUCACAUGCAUCGUGCAGGUGUGCUGCACCGCGACCUGAAGCCCAGCAAUCUGCUGAUCAAUUCUGAUUGUCAGCUCAAGAUUUGCGAUCUUGGACUAGCACGGUCCAAGGAAGCGGAUGACGUGGGUAUGACCGAGUACGUGGUCACGCGCUGGUAUCGUGCACCGGAGCUUUUGCUGGGCAGUGCUUACGGCGAAGGUGUGGAUCUUUGGGCGGCAGGGUGCAUUUUUGCCGAGAUGCUGAGCCGCAGGCCUUUGUUUCCCGGUGAGACUUAUGUCCACCAGCUCCAGCUUAUCAUGAAUGUGCUUGGCGUGCCGGAGGAGCACUCGUUCAAAGAGAAUCCGUUGGCCAACAAGCUGAAGGGCCGUCAACUACUGAGCCGAACUCAGGCCGUGGCUGGGGUCGACACGAGCACCAUGUUCCCGAACGCAAAUCCCGAAGGGUUGGACCUGCUAUGGAAGAUGCUCGUGUUUGACGUGGAGAAGCGUAUUAGUGUCGAGGAGGCGCUGCAGCAUCCUUAUUUGGCCAUGUAUUACGAUGAAGAGCGCACGAAUGUGCCGGUGGAGAAGUUUGAAAGUUUUGAUUUGGAUGAUCUCGACGAGUCGGAUCUCAAGGAGCUCAUGUUUAAGGAGAUUUGUCAUUUCCAUCCCGAAGAGAUGGUCAAGCGUGCGCAACAGCAGCGGGAGUACCCCGAGACCGUGGAGAAACUUCCUCCUGGUUGGGUCAAGCGCGAGUCGCGAAGUGUGCCUGGCAAGUAUUACUACAGUAAUCUGAAGCGCGGCAUCAGCACGUGGAUCAAGGAAGAAAUGGAUUAA
Messenger RNA from Peronospora matthiolae, 4212 nucleotides. NCBI's taxonomy places the organism in Eukaryota, Oomycota, Peronosporomycetes, Peronosporales, Peronosporaceae. The record is from the annotation of a GenBank genome assembly.